This is a messenger RNA of Phycodurus eques (leafy seadragon), 4524 nucleotides long. It is a transcript of the gene doc2b, whose product is annotated as double C2-like domains, beta. The coding region runs from base 295 to 1482 and encodes 395 amino acids. The record is from RefSeq and is a predicted model, not a curated record. The transcript has 10 exons. NCBI's taxonomy places the organism in Eukaryota, Metazoa, Chordata, Actinopteri, Syngnathiformes, Syngnathidae. Gene Ontology annotation, cellular component: membrane.
UCCCCGCCUAAUCCCUCUGCUCUUCCCUCAUCGGUGCCCACCCUCACACGCUCCUGCCUCCGCUCUGGUGCAGAUCGGCAGCCGUGGGUGGAGCGCGGGGGUCUCCAAACGGGAGAGCGGGAAGGCGGGAGGGGCGGCAGUCAGAUAGUGCGGAAGGUGCACGGCGGGGGUCUGAGGCGGUAUCGCGAGGGUCCACCUGAGAGGAGAUUCUUCUUUUUUUUUUCUUUUGUUUUUGCUCCUUUCUUUUCUCUCACGGCUGGGUUUGGGAGAAGGCUCCUGGCUUGGACCGCAUGCAUGACACAACGCAAAGGCGAGAAACCCACCAUCAGCAUCCAGGAGCACAUGGCCAUUGACGUGUGUCCCGGACCCAUCCAGCCCAUCAAGCAGAUCUCAGACUACUUCCCCCGCUACCCUCGGGGCCUGCCGCCCGUCGGGGCCCCGUGCGCCGCCCUCUCCGCCACCCCGGCCGCCGCCAGCGGUGCCGCCGCCGCCACCUCGGAAAGUGAGGACAGCCCGGACCGGGCGUUCGCCGGAGCCUCGGCAUCCAGGAGAGACGACGAGCCUGACGUGGAGGCGUACGACUCGGAUGACUCCACCACACUGGGAACGCUGCACUUCAGCUUGCUGUACGACCAGGAGAACAAUGCUCUGCACUGCACCAUUAACAAAGCCAAGCUUCCUGUUCCAAGGUACAAGAAGGGGCUCAAGCCAAUGGAUCACAACGGGCUUUCGGACCCCUACGUCAAACUUCACCUCCUACCCGGUGCCAGCAAAGCCAAUAAACUUCGAACCAAGACCCUGCACAACACGCUCAACCCCGUCUGGAGCGAGACGCUGACCUACUACGGCAUCACCGAUGAGGAUAUGGUCCGAAAAACACUCAGGAUUUCAGUGUGCGACGAGGAUAAGUUCCGCCACAACGAGUUCAUUGGUGAGACGCGAAUCCCCCUCAAGAAGCUGAAGCCCAACCAGACCAAGAACUUCAACAACUGCCUGGAGAAACAGCUACCUGUCAACAAGACGGAGGACAAGUCGCUGGAGGAGCGGGGGCGCAUCAUGAUCUCCCUCAAGUACAACACCCUGAAGUCGUGCCUGGUGGUGGGCAUCAUACGCUGCGCCCACCUCGCCGCCAUGGACGCCAACGGCUUCUCAGACCCCUACGUUAAAACGUACCUGAAGCCCGACGAGAACAAAAAGUCCAAGCACAAGACGGCCGUGAAGAAGAAGACGCUCAAUCCCGAGUUCAACGAGGAGUUCUGUUACGACAUCAAGUACGCAGACCUCACCAAGAAGACCCUGGAAGUGACCGUGUGGGACUACGACAUCGGCAAGUCUAACGAUUUCAUCGGCGGCGUCUCUCUGGGCAUCAACGCCAACGGGGAGCGGCUCAAGCACUGGUUCGACUGUCUCAAGAACAAGGACAAGAAAAUCGAACGCUGGCACACGCUGACCAACGAAUUACCCGGCUCGCUGAAUGACUGAACGUCUGGCCAUCGGACCCGUCGGCCCAGAAGCCCCCCACCCCCAUCCCGCCCGACGCCUGCAUCCAUCCUUCCGCCCUUCCUGCUCACCCUUCGAUGCAUCAAGUACCGGGUACCUUUCCUCUCAACGGGGCUCGACUGAAAGCAUCCUGAACGGGAAAGUUCUGUCUGCACGUACAGAAAUGACUCAACGGGUAUGAUAACGCUACGGUAACAAGAGCCCGUUUUCGCACCGCCUGUCAAAAGUCGAAGCGCCACCGACACGGAAAGUCAGCGGUAGUAUAAGAACGGUAAAAGAGCUGUUUAUACUCAACAACGGCAUGGAAUGGUGGGAAAAUGUCGACCCUGCAGUUUUUCGCAUUCCUUUUAAAUUGGCUGUAAAAGCCAACAUUUUUGUUGCGUAAAAAGCACCAACGCGGAACGCGUCGAGGGUGAAGUCGACCCAACAAUCGUCCAGCUUCAGAGGUAAUUUCAAAGCCGCAACACGGCCUGGGUUUAAAGAAAAUCUGCAAAUUACACUACAGGAUGUGAAGUUCAGUACCUGACGCUCUCUACUUUCCACUCUUUUGCGUUGAAAGUAAGUGCGCGACAAACUACUUUAACCUUCACACCGAAGCCGGCAUUGUCCACCUUUUUUUGCGUUUCGUUGUUCCGCAUGCAUGGAGGUUUUAACAUCGGAGGUUACCUUUUUCAUGUCGCCUUUCUGUAUAAAUGCCAAUGAUUGGGAAUGUGGGAGACGAAGUCAACCUGGCAAUUUUCCGGGCUUCGGUGGCGCUGUGACAGAUGGACGACGUCUAUGGUUUGCAACACCUGACGUGGACAUGCUCGGAACCCCGGCUGACCGGGUACUCGAAAUAGUACCUCAUCGUACCGGUUUACGCACGACUUUUCCAGCCGAAUGGAAAAAAAAAAAAAGGCCGCCGCUUUGAAGUUUACGUGUUAUGUCUUACGAUGAUGCUAACAAAAAAGCAUGUGUUGUUUACAGCCUCUUCUUGCUGUCAUUUUAGCAGGAAAGUGAGCAAACAAAUAGUAAUUCAUAAUUCCCGUUAUGAAAGCUUUGUAUGCGGUUUGUUUCUAUUGUUGUUCUCCACCGCGAAGGAAACAUUUCAAUUCAUUUGGCAUUUCUCCGCCUUUUGUCCGUGUCGCUGUUCUGUAUAAACGGUACUGACCCGGCAAUUUGCCGCCUUCGGGGGUAGUAUCAGAGCCGUAAGAGUCCCUUUUCAACUGCUUGUGAAAACCGCCAUUUGUCCUUUCCCCUGUUCUUGUUCCGUAUGAAUAAUACGGAGUCGGGGAUGACGACAAACUGGCAAUUUUACGUCUUCGGAGGUAGCGUCGGAGCCGUAACAUUCCGUUUUACAGUUUCUGCGUCACUGUUCAGUCUAAACAACACCGACACAGAAAGCGGUGGAUGAAAUCGACCUGACAAUUUUGAUCUGAUCUGACAUAUUUGACCGGAAACAGGAUCCGAGUUUCAUCUGAUUGUGUCGCGUGGUUUUCGUGCUGAAGUGUGAGCUUUGCGACUCUUCUGUCACGGCUCUGAUGCGUCAAUUUGCCUGGAUCUCUGUAGAAUGUAUAACCCGCGCCAACCGGUCUGAGAAUGUGCACCUCGGUGCUCCUUUGCCUUGGUUUAUGUCGGGAUUUUAAGGCCCCUUACCCUCUUUUUUUUUCGAUUGGAUUGAAUUGUGUUUCAGACAGUAGACACGCAGUCUCGCCCGUCAGCAGUAAAGGUUCAGACCCCCGUGUGUGAUCCUGACGCCCAAUUUGAGGCGAGUACAGGCUGGGAUGCACGUCGUGUUUUUUGGGAGUGACUUACAGUAGUUAUAAGUCCGAGUCUGCAGUGUGACCUUUUACUGCAGGCGCUUCCCUUAUAAAUGUGCACCACGCGCUGACUGGGAACGCAAAGAUGUACAGACUGCCAGUGAAGGUCUUUGAUUUUAGUUUUAGUGUAUUUUCUUUUGAUUAAUUGUAUUUUAUUUUAUCUUGAAUUUUUUUUUAUUUUGUGUCAUGAUCCUUUAUUUGCUAUCUUAUUUCAAUUCUAAUAGUUUUAAUUUAAUUCAUUGGAUUUAAUUUUUUUGUAAUUCUUUAUUCAUUGUGUCAUGUAGUUUGUUGAAAUGUAUUUUUUUAUUUGAUGAUAUAUUUAUAUAUUUUUUGUUUGUUCAUGUUAUUUAAUUUCAUUAUAUUUUGUUUUUUAUUUUACUAUCAAUUAUUUUAAUUUGUAGUUAUUACUGUAUUGUUUUUUUCUAUUUUAUUUUAAUUGUAUUUUCUUUCAUUUUUAAUACUUCAUUAUAAUUGCAUUGCUUUUCCCCAGUUAAAUUUUGAUCAACUAUUUCAUUUUAUUUUAUUGUAACUAUUUUAUUUGAAUUAAUCGUAUGUAUUAGGUUUGUAUUGAUUUGAUUUUAAGUAAUUGCAUUGUUUUAUUUUUAGUUAUUUUAUUUUACUGAAUUUUAUUUGAAUGUUCUAUUGUAUACCAUUUUGUUUUAUGACAUUCAGCUCGACUUUCGUUUUAGGUUAUUACGUUCUUUGACGUUCACGAAGGCUCUUUAAUGUUGACAGUGUUUUUUAUUAUUAUUAAUUGACCUCCCCUCCCGUUCUAUAAUGUACUAUGUAUUGAUCCCAGUAAUCACGAUAUCCUCUGGUGAGCCUGACCGCCAUUUACCGACACAAAGCGACGAUGUGAUUUUUGUAAGCCGUCUGCCUUCGUAUGCAAGCUCGAUAUUAUAAAAAAGACAACCGCUACAAAAAAAUGCAUGCGUAUGGUCCUGGGUUUUGUCAUGAUAUGACCUAAUGUUUGAUACUGUUUUCUGUAUUUAAAAAAAAAAAAAAAAAAAAAAAAGUUGAAACUGAAUGCUCCAAUGAUAACAAUGCUUUCUUCUGGAAUCCAUUUUGUACCCGAUUGGCUGCUGUGUGUGACUUUUAAUGUGAAUUUUGUUGGUUUGUCGAAUGUUUGUAUGAGUUAUGAUGUCAAUGCAAUAUGUCAAAUUAUAUUUUGGUCAGACUCCAAAAAGAAAGAAAAAAGGAUUAAAAUGAAUCUGUUCUGUUUGCA